Messenger RNA from Diabrotica virgifera virgifera (western corn rootworm), 1491 nucleotides. RefSeq names its product ribosome biogenesis protein BRX1 homolog. Bases 250 to 1437 code for a protein of 395 amino acids. The record is from RefSeq and is a predicted model, not a curated record. Gene Ontology annotation, biological process: rRNA processing; ribosomal large subunit assembly. Gene Ontology annotation, molecular function: rRNA binding. Gene Ontology annotation, cellular component: nucleolus. The transcript has 4 exons. Lineage: Eukaryota; Metazoa; Arthropoda; Insecta; Coleoptera; Chrysomelidae.
UACGUACAAGAAAUGAUACAAGAAAAUGUAUACAAGAAACGAUAUCAGAAACGAUAUUAGAAAUGAUACAAGAAAAUGCAUAGUGUCAUACAGCCUUUAAAACCAUUUUGGUAGCUAGAAUCAUACCAUAGAAAGCUAUGUCAAUGGCUAGAACAGUAGAAAAUUAUAACCUAAAAAGAAGGUAGAAUUAGGUUAAGUUGUAUUUAACUUUAUUUUGAUUUUUUACACGUGUAUCGGUGUAUAAGUAAAAUGGGAAAAGUUAAAAAAACCAAAGAAAAACCUGGCGUGGCCCAAGAGGAAGCAUCAGUGGUUCCUCCUGCAGUUCGUCAAUCUGAUGAUCCAGUUGAUACAAAGAGAAAAUGGAUAAACAAACAAAGAGUGCUCGUUUUUGCAUCUCGAGGAAUAAACCACAGAGAUCGGCAUCUUAUGGAAGAUAUAAAGAAGUUAAUGCCUCACCACAAACCAGAGGCAAAAAUGGAACGCUCAAAGACACUUUCUGUUAUCAAUGAGAUGUGUGAAAUGAAGAAUUGUAAUAAAGCUGUGAUGUUUGAGGGUAGAAAGAAGAGAGAUUUAUAUUUAUGGUUAUCAAAUACACCCAAUGGUCCUAGUGUGAAGUUUUUAGUUCAAAAUGUUUAUACAAUGGAGGAACUCAAGUUAACUGGAAAUUGCUUAAGAGGCUCCAGACCAAUACUUAGUUUUGAUCCUGUGUUCACAGAAAAACCACAUUACAGUCUCUUAAAGGAAUUGCUUACUCAAACAUUUGGAGUUCCCAGGCAUCAUCCCAAAAGCCAACCAUUUUUUGAUCAUGUAUACACUUUUACUGUGCUUGAUAAUAGAAUUUGGUUUAGGAAUUUUCAGAUAUUGUCUGAAGAUGGAGCCUUAGCGGAAGUGGGGCCUAGAUUUGUAUUAAAUCCAGUAAAAAUAUUUUCUGGGAGUUUUGGAGGUGUGGCUCUAUGGGAAAACGCAAGUUACAUGAGUCCUGCAAGGUACAGGAAUCAAGUUAGAAUUGCUGCUAAAAAUAAAUAUGUCAACAGAAUCCAACAGAAGGUUCAUGCAGAAGCCACCAGGCCAACAGAAAGUUAUAAGAUGAGACCGCUUGAUGAUAUAUUUCAAGGAAAUCCGUUAGAUAAAGCACAAGAAUAUAAGAAACAGGAAGUUGAAAAUGAGGAAGCCCAAACAGCCAUUAUUAAAGAAGUAAAAAAUAAAAAGAAGAAGAAACUAAAGGGUAUAACUAAAGAAAAUGGGACCAAUACUGGUAAAACACUAUUAAAGAAGAUUAAACAAAAUAAAAAGGCAAAUGAUGGUAAUUUAGUAAAAACUAAGAAAAGUAGCAAUUCUAUAGUUAAAGCUAAAAAUAAGAUAAAUAAAGGGAAAAAGGGUAAAAUAGGAAUAAAAGUAAAAAUAAACGGACUGGCUAAGAAGUCUCCUCAGAAGUAACACCAUUGGUUAGGUUUAAAUGUUAUACAUAAAUAAAUUUUUUUUUGAUAUUGA